AUGUCGGCCCCAGCGGCACCUCACCCCUCAGCUUCCAUCGAGGCAGAUCACAUACCCGACGACGUCUCCGUCACCACAUCCGUCGAUGAGGAAAGCGAACUCGAGUCCGACGGCGAGGAUUCGGACCUCGACUCGGCCCUAGGGGCCGAGGUGCAACCCUCCACAAUGUCCCUGCGCAGCAGCAUACUCCGCUACCGAGAGGAGAAUGGCCGCACUUAUCACGCCUACAAGGACGGCGCCUAUCUCUUCCCCAACGACGACCUCGAACUCGAUCGCCUAGACCUUCAGCAUAACCUGUUCCUCCUCACCCUAGGCGACAAGCUGCACUUAUCCCCGCUGAGCAAGGACAGGCCGCCGCAGCGGGUUCUGGACGUCGGUACGGGUACGGGAAUCUGGUCUAUUGACUUUGCGGAUGAGAACCCGGGAUCGACCAUCAUUGGCGUAGACUUGAGCCCUGUGCAACCGUCGUACGUGCCGCCCAAUGUCUAUUUCCAGAUUGACGACAUUGAGUACGAACCCUGGUCGUUUUCGCAAAAGUUUGAUUUUAUUUACAGCCGGAUGAACACGGGCGGCAUCAGGGACUUUUCCAAAUUGUUUCGGCAGUCAUUUGCGAAUCUGAACCCGGGAGGCUGGUUCGAAGUCGCCGAUGGAGCGCAAGCCAUGUCUGACGACGGCACGUUGACGAAGGAGUCGUCGCUGUACCAAUGGAAUCAGUUCCUAUUCCAAGGGACAGGGGAGCUAGGAACACCGUUUGGAGCGGCAACGCAUUACAAGCGACAACUACGAGAAGCAGGGUUUGUAAAUGUCAAGGAGAUCAUCUUCAAGUGGCCGACAAACAGAUGGGCAAAACAUCCUAGGCACAAGGAACUUGGUACAUGGAAUCACGAGAAUGUGAUGAUGGGGCUGGAGGGCCUGAGUGUUGGGCUAUUCACCCGCCGUAGCCAUGUCGUAUACGGUCAAAAGCCAUUAUAG
Messenger RNA from Colletotrichum orchidophilum, 972 nucleotides. Its product is annotated as methyltransferase. The record is from RefSeq and is a predicted model, not a curated record. The transcript has 3 exons. Lineage: Eukaryota; Fungi; Ascomycota; Sordariomycetes; Glomerellales; Glomerellaceae. The coding region runs from base 1 to 972 and encodes 323 amino acids. Gene Ontology annotation, molecular function: methyltransferase activity.